UAACGUAUACGUGUAUUGUGUAUACAAGCCUAUUGUUAUACUUCUCUCUAUUCUGAGCUAUCUCUACAUGUAAUUAUAUAACAAUUAACUUCGUUUUUCUAGAGAAGCACGAAGCAAGAUGAAGAGAUGGCAGGGACGUGUUGCUGUAGUGACCGGAGCCAGUGCCGGUAUAGGAGCUGCCAUAGUGGAGGACUUGGUGGAGAGUGGCAUGGUAGUGGUGGGUCUGGCCAGAAGGGAAGACCGAUUACUGGAAGUGAAAAAUCAACUUAAGAAUAAGGGUACUUUACAUGCUGUAAAGGUUGAUAUUUCAAAAGAAGAAGAUUUGAAAAAAGCGUUUAAAUGGAUCAAAGACAAUGUGGGAGGAGUGGAUGUAUUAAUAAAUAAUGCAGGUGUCUUGGUAAAUACAUUUACACCCGACGGUAAUAUUGAAGACUGGCGUAAGAUGUAUGACGUAAACGUGUUUGCUCUCGGGGCUUGUUCCCGGGAGGCCAUCAACUCAAUGAAGGAACGAAAAGUUGAUGAUGGCCAUAUUAUUAACAUUAACAGUGUCGCCUCCCAUCGACUUCCCGUAGCUCCUGGUUCUAUUCCCUACUCAUCAAGCAAAUUCGCGUCCAAGGCCAUCACAGAAGGACUUAGAAGAGAGCUCGCUGGACAAAAGUCAAAAAUAAAAGUAUCAAGCGUUAGUCCAGGACUCGUCUCAACAGAGCUGUUUAGUGCUAACUCUACUUCUAGUAAACCCAUGGACAUCUCCCACUUGCCCCACAUUCUGCCCAAGGAUAUUGCUGAUGCUGUGCAUUAUGUUCUGGCAACACCGCCCAACGUCCAGGUUAACGAAUUGAUCGUCCGUCCAGUUGGAGAUAUAAUAUAGUCACUCAAGAAUAAAGCAUUCUGCAGUAACAGUUCUUGUACGUCAACGCAGAACACGCACUUGGUGUUCCGAGAUUUUAAAAUUAAACCCACAGUCUCAAAGCAGGAUUUUGUCUUCCAAAAGACCAUUUUUGCUCGUUAAUAAAACAAAAAACUUUAUUCGUUCA
Molecule: messenger RNA, 1034 nt
Organism: Homalodisca vitripennis (glassy-winged sharpshooter)
Lineage: Eukaryota; Metazoa; Arthropoda; Insecta; Hemiptera; Cicadellidae
Product: farnesol dehydrogenase-like
Exons: 7
Coding region: 119-868 (249 amino acids)
Molecular function (GO): oxidoreductase activity
Source: RefSeq, a predicted model, not a curated record